UCAGUUCUGUCAGCGCAUGCGCAGUUCACUUCCCGCUUUGAAUCGUGUGGCGCGAAUCUGAGCUUUUCAUGAUGAAAACAGCCCGAGGAUCAGGAAGGGCAUCCACACAGGGCCCCAAAGGAGCCGCAGAGAGGAAGAUGCACAAACCUCAAAAGUCCAAGCCCACUGCUGAGGGCCCACAUCUGGAGCCAUCUAAGAAAAACUGCAUUAAAACCUCAACAAAGGCUAAAAAGAGUAAGAAUCAGGGAAAUUGGAAGCCACUGACCAAGUCUUCCUUACUGGCUCUGGAGAACAUGCUUAGUUUGUCGAUUCUAUCUGUUCUGGCAUUGAAAAACAAAGAAAAAGAAGAAUCACAGAUGCAUCUCAACCGCCUUAAAGAUCGGUUCCUGGCUAAGUGUGCGCAGCUUUCUGUUCCCCCAAGAAAACAUGGAGACAUUAUGCGUGUGUCCCAUCAGUUCAAAGCUGAGAGUAAGAAGUCCGAACACGGCAAGAAGACGCUUGAGUCUCUAGAGGAGAACAUGGGCUCGAUUGUUAGCACUCUUGAGGAGAUGGAGGUGAAGACAGAUCAUUUGGAGGAGAAAUGCAGGAUGAUGAGAAGCAAACUAGACGAUGAAGAGGAAAAGGCACAGGAGGUUCAAGCGUGCUUCAUUUCUCCAACUGUCAGAACAGACGGUCCUGCGUCUUCCUGCUGUACCGUCUCGCCCUGCCAAUGAGCCGACGCUACAGGAGCACCUGAUGAAGAUCGUCCCCAAUCCUCCCGCAGUGGUCAGAGCACUUCAGACGGCUCCGGCACUCGGGGAUGUGAGGGCCUUUCUGGAGCUCGCACAUAAACAGGUGGAUUCAGUACAAGCCGCUCAUAGAGACACAGCCCUGGACUGACCUUCACAGAAGGAGACCGUUUCUUAAGUUUACACAGACACAAACAGCUGAUAAACAAAAUAACUGCUUAUUUAUUUCAAAAAUGAAAGAACUAGACACCGAAAUUACAUGCAUCUCAAGCAUUAAUGCAACAAUAUCAACAAUCAAUGAAUCAAUUCAAUUCAAUUCAGAAGAUUUAGCUUUCUCGCCUCUAUCAGAUAAUAUAUGGCAAAUUGAUCAACAGCUUCUUUAUUUAUAAUCUUUAAGAUGGAGAUGGCAAGUUUGGUAUGUACCAGAUGUUCUUUCAUUUAUGUGUGAUCUGUUUUAAAUGUUUUGCCAAUAAUCUGGGUGACUAGUUAAGCAGAUAAUAUUUCUACUGCAUGGACAUAAGAGAAUAUUCUUUAGUAAUGUUUAAUGAUUUAAGCCUCAAAAGCCUUCAGUCAAAGCAAGCAAGUCCAGAGGGAAAGCCUUGUCUUUCAUUUGCUGUUAAGUUUCUAAAAUGCAAAGUGCUACAAUAAUACAUCCAAAUUGGUGUCUGAAACACUUUCAUGUCCAUCGAAUGGUUAUAAAAUUGAAUGUAAAGUCUCAGUCCA
Molecule: messenger RNA, 1451 nt
Organism: Ctenopharyngodon idella (grass carp)
Lineage: Eukaryota; Metazoa; Chordata; Actinopteri; Cypriniformes; Xenocyprididae
Gene: cenpq
Product: centromere protein Q
Exons: 9
Coding region: 69-713 (214 amino acids)
Source: RefSeq, a predicted model, not a curated record